AUGGCAACUGUUGAAUUUUCUAACAAGGAUGACGUACGCAAGGCAAUUUCUAAAUAUGAUCAUCAUGAAUAUCGUGGUAGAGAAAUUUUUGUUAGACAGGACUACCCACCACCUGGAGAUAAGAAAAAGGAAGCCAGUCAAUCUGGAAGUUCAGAAAGAUUCUCUCGUAGCAGCACGUACGCUGAAAGAAGCGAUAGGUUUUCUAAAAGAGCACCGCAAUCAAGAGAAAGAUUUCAACCAUCUGCUCCUAAGCCAGGCACAGAAAUUUUUGUUGGAAAUUUACCAUUUUCAAUCAAUUGGCAAGCAUUGAAAGACUUGAUGCGCAAAGCUGGUGAAGUGGUUAGAGCAGAUGUCAGAACGGACAAUUGGGGUAAGUCAAGAGGUUUCGGUACUGUCGUAUUUAGCACCGAAGAAGAGGCAGCUAGAGCAGUAGAAGAAUUCCAAGGAUUCGAAAUUGAAGGCAGAAAACUCGAUACUCGUCCGGGACGUGUCUACAGCCAAGAAAGAAAUAGCAGCUCAGAUAUAGUAUCCUCGAAUACUAAUGAAAAUCCAGAAGCUACACAUGAGAAUACAGAGUUCACUGAAAACGUAACUGGUGAUGGCGAAAAAUCUAAUACCAUUUUUGCCUCGAAUUUACCAUGGGUCACCAAUGUUGAUGACUUGUAUGAGUUAUUCGAAACUAUUGGAAGGGUCACUAAAGCAGAAAUCCAAUACAAUGAAGCUGGUAAGCCAUCAGGUAAUGCUGUUAUCCAAUUCGAGUUAGAAGAGCUCGCAGAAUUAGCUAUAGCUAAUUUAGAUAACUACAAUUACGGUGGCAGAGAUUUAAAAAUUUCCUACGCUAAUAAAUUGUGA
Debaryomyces fabryi is the source of this 852-nucleotide messenger RNA. RefSeq names its product single-stranded telomeric DNA-binding/mRNA-binding protein (gene GBP2). The coding region runs from base 1 to 852 and encodes 283 amino acids. NCBI's taxonomy places the organism in Eukaryota, Fungi, Ascomycota, Pichiomycetes, Serinales, Debaryomycetaceae. The record is from RefSeq and is a predicted model, not a curated record. Gene Ontology annotation, cellular component: nucleus; cytoplasm. The transcript has a single exon. Gene Ontology annotation, molecular function: mRNA binding.